Neoarius graeffei (lesser salmon catfish) is the source of this 13419-nucleotide messenger RNA. RefSeq names its product dynein axonemal heavy chain 11. Gene Ontology annotation, cellular component: dynein complex. Bases 1 to 13419 code for a protein of 4472 amino acids. Gene Ontology annotation, molecular function: dynein intermediate chain binding; minus-end-directed microtubule motor activity; dynein light intermediate chain binding. The record is from RefSeq and is a predicted model, not a curated record. Gene Ontology annotation, biological process: microtubule-based movement. NCBI's taxonomy places the organism in Eukaryota, Metazoa, Chordata, Actinopteri, Siluriformes, Ariidae. The transcript is spliced from 82 exons.
AUGUUCAGGGACAACAUAUUUAAAGAAGAGGAGGAAGAGGAGGAGGAGGAAGUUAACUCUGUGUUUUCUGAUGAUGAAAGGGUGAAGUUUAUGGGAGAGAAAAUUUGCCAAAUGUUAAAAGUCAGAACAGAGUCCUGGAAGGAGUUGAUCAUCACGGAGGAAACCCAAAGCCUUCUCACUGACUACUUUGAGACACGAGUUAAGUUUUUGUUUUUCACUUCAGCUGAGUCUGACGUCAUCACUGUCUCCUCAGAGGUUUCUUCUCUCUCUGAUUGCAAGAGGUUGUAUGUUCUCAAGAAGGAAAAUGUGCCAAUCCUUCCUGAAAACUGCAGGAACAUUCUGCUCUUUGGCGCAUUGUCACCGUCGCUGCUUCUACAGCUGUCAACCAUUGUGGACAAGGUCUGCCUGCCACUUUUGUCAAACAAGGAGAAUCAUCAGCUGUGGCCAAAUGUGAUAUCCCAGGAUGUAACACGACACAUAGAGAAUUUAUCAGACAAGGUCUCUGUGGUUAAAGGACAAGUCUAUGGGAAAACUGUGCUUCCUGUGCCAGCUGUGACAGAGAAGAUAGAAGCAUGCAUCAGUCUUGAGGGCUGUCAUGACCGGAGGGCAGUGAUGCAUGCAGUUGAGUCCAUGGUCAUUAACUGGGCCCAUUUGAUACAAAAAGUCUUAAAAGAAGAUUCUUCUGGACUUCUAUUAAAAGGGCAGAACCCAGGACCAAUCACUGAACUGGAUUUCUGGAGGUCAAGAAAAAACAACAUAGAAAACAUUCAUGAACAGCUUCAGAGUCCACCUAUUCAGAAGAUGGUGAGAAUCCUGGAAAUGGCAGACAGCAGCUAUUACCCAUCUUUUAGAGCACUUACAGAGGAGGUCUAUGAUGCAUUACAGGAAGCGAGAGAUGUGGAUCUUCACCUGCAGCAGCUUCGGCCAAUCUUGUCUUGUUUUGAAAACGUGGACUGCUCAUCCAUCCAUCCAUUCAUAACUCUACUCUUUCAUGUUAUCUUUCUGGUUUGGACUCAUUGCUCAUUCUACUGUCAGCCUGCUCGCAUUGUAGUGCUGUUGCAGGAGCUGUGCAACCUCCUCAUUCAGCAGGCUAACUCGUACCUGUGUGGAGAGGAGCUGCUAAGAGGAGACACAGAGGAAACUCUGGAGAAGCUUCAGGCUGUUACGAAGCUUAUUAAAUGUUUUAAGGAAACAUUCCAUACCUACAGAGAGAAGGUGGCCACCUGGGCCAUCUCCAAAGGCAUACGCAAGUGCUGGGACUUUCCAUCUGCUUUGGUCUUUGGUCGCUUUGACUGUUUCACAGCUCGAGUGCUACAGUUAGAGGAUCUUUUCCUCACCAUGGUCAAGUUACAAAAAUUGGAGAAGGUUAUUAUUGGUGGAAUCAAGGGAAGAAUGUACACUGAACAGGUUUUUCUACUGCACUCUGAGUUUCAGCAGCUCUGCAAAGGAAUCAUGAACAGUGAAUAUGAUCCUUUAGAUUUGACAUCCAAGCAUUUUGAAAAGGAUUAUACACAUUUUAAAGAAAAGGUUGCAGACUAUGAUCGACAGCUUGUCAACAUCCUUUGCCUGGCCUAUAAAGACUGUUCAGGAUUGGAAUCUAUUUUCAAACUGCUUGCGGUGUUUCAACCUUUCAUGGACAGAGAGAUCAUUAAGGAAACAUUCACCCCCAAUUUCACCAAACUGAUGCAACUUUUUGGUGUUGAGCUGGAAACAUGUAAAUACCUACUUCACUCACAGCAGGAGCAGAGGAAGAACUGUACAGCUAUAGUGGGUAAGAACAUGCCUGCCAUGUCUGGUGCUUUGAAAUGGGCCAAAAUGCUGAGAAACAGAAUCCAGGUCCUGUGGGAAAAUAUGCGAUUUGUGCUUGAUAUGACUUUGGAAGAAGUAGACAUGAAGUUAUUAAGUCAUAAAUACAUGGAGAUGUCCUCACGACUGGAUGAGUAUGAAAAAGAGGUGUACUCAGAUUGGUGCAGUAAUGUUGAACAGGUCUGCCAGCUGAACCUCGACCAACCCCUAAUCAGGAGAGAUUUAAUUUCUGGUUUCCUAUCAGUGAACUUCAAUCAGGAGCUGUUAGCUGUCCUGAGGGAUGUCAGAUAUCUUGGGAUGUUGGACCAGACCUGUAUCCCUUGUGCUGCCUUAGCAGUGUAUGAGAAGAGAGACAUGUUUCUCACGUGCUUGAGUAGUUUGCAGUUACUAAUCCAGCUGUACAACAAGGUACGGCACAUGGCUGUGGAUGCGGAGGUUUCCCUUAUGAAAGCUGAGUUAGAGGCCAUAGACAAGCAGCUGUAUCGGGCUGAAACGGAUCUGACAUGGCAAGACCAAGGCUGCUUGAACUAUAUCUGCCAGGUGAAAGACAUGGUGUAUAAAAUGGAGCGCAAGCUUCAAAAAUCCAGAGACAAUGUUGAAAGGAUUAAGGAGUUGAUGAAGGGAUGGAGCAAGCAGCCAAUCUUCUGCAGGAGGGACAAUAAAAAAGACACACUGCUGACGCUGGAGGACAGAGCAGCAAGAGUGGCAAAGAAAUAUAGUAGCAUCAGGAAGGAUGGAGAGACCAUACACAGUCUGUUACAGGAGAACAGAAACCUCUAUACAGCAGAUGAGGAUUCAGAAGCAUGGAAAGAGUAUGUGGAAUAUGUGGAUGAAAUGGUAGUGGAAGGCUUUUUCAAUGCCGUCACUUACUCUUUAGAGUUCUUUGUUAACAACAUGGAAGAAUCAGUGAGACAGGCUCCACUGUUAGAAGCUCAGAUGGUGCUUAACACAUCUGAGAUCGUUUUCAGACCCUCUCUGGACAUCGGUGCAGGAGACGGCCUUUAUGAGUUAGUCGAGGGACUGUUGCAGGACGUGUUCCAAAUGUCCACUCAAAUCAAAAGGGUAGCACCUCAUCUGGAUAUGAAAGACUAUCAGGUUGAUAUGGAUGAUAUGCUGGACCUCUUAGACCUACGACAGGAAGUGAUGGAGCGAGUGAAAAAUGUGAUCGUGAAAGCCUCCAAGUAUCAGAGCUCAUUCAAAAACUACACACACCUGUGGCUGGAUGAGCGGAGUGAGUUUCUCAAGCAGUUUCUCCUGUAUGGUCAGGCUCUGACAACUAAAUACGUGGAAGCAUAUGGGGAGGCUAUAGAUUUACCAGAGAAUCCACCCACAACUGACAAGUUCAAAGAGCAGAUUGACCAUUAUGAAGAACUCUAUGUACAAGUGAGCAAGCUCGAGGACUGGCGAGUAUUUGACGGCUGGUUUAGGGUGGAUAUCCGCUCGUUUAAGAUGAGUCUUUUAAACACAAUUAAAAAAUGGAGCUGGAUGUUCAAGGAGCACCUUAUAUCAUAUGUGACAGAAAAUAUUACAGACCUUGAGGAGUUUAUCCUCAGGGUUGACUCAAGGCUAAGAGAGCCAAUGAAGAGUGAAGACUACCAGGCCCUGGUGCAGGUUAUGGGCUGUCUGUUGGAUGUCAGAUCCAGACAGCCCAGUACAGACCAGAUGUUUGAUCCACUCACAGCUGUGGUCAGCCUGCUACAGCAGUAUGGAGAAACACUCCCUGACCAUAUCUACACUCAACUAGAGGAAUUACCUGAGAGAUGGAAUAGCAUUAAGAAGCUGGCCUGGUCGGUGAAACAUGAGGUUGCUCCUUUGCAGAAUGAAGAAGUGGCAGUCAUACGCAAGAAGUAUGCAGCCUUUGAAAUAAAGCUGCAUCAGUUUGAAGAGAAGUUUAGAAUGGAAGCUCCUCUUCACUGCAACACAGAGAGCCCUUACACUCAACUAGAUUACUGGCAAAGCGAGGUGGUAAGACUAGAGCAGGAGGCAAUGAUGCUGCAAAAGUCCUGCAAGCUGUUUGAAGUGAGCAGCCCAGAUUUCAGGCAGCUCGGACUCUGUAAGAGACAGAUCUUUGUCUUAAAGCAGCUCUGGGACCUGCUGCUGUGUGCUCAGAAUAUUAUGGAAGUCUGGAAGGAGACACACUGGAGAGAAAUUAAUGUAGAUCAGACGGAUACAGAGCUGAAGAGGUUUGCAAAAGAAAUGCAGAGUCUUGAUAAAGAUGUGCGGAGUUGGGAUGUAUAUAUUGGACUGGACCAUGCACUGAAAGAUUUUCUGACUGCGUUACGGGCCUUGACUCAGCUACAGAACCCUGCUAUGAGAGAGCGACACUGGGCACAGCUGGCUACGGCCAUGAAGGUUGACUUUACCGUGACGGAGAAAACAACUCUUGCAGACUUGCUGACUCUGCAGCUACACAUGUAUGAAGAGGAAGUUCAUAAUACAGUGGCCAAAGCAGUGAAAGAGAUGGCCAUUGAAAAGGCGUUAAGUGAGAUCAGUCAGACAUGGUCCCUGAUGGAGUUUACUUAUGAAGAGCAUUUCCAUACCUCAACACCUGUGCUGAAGUGCGACGAUGAACUCAUUGAGAUGCUGGAAGAUCAUCAGGUACAGUUGCAGGCCAUGUUGCAGACUAAGCAGGUGGAGUUCUUCCACAGACAGGUCCUGGUUCUGCAGGGCCAGCUCACACAGGCUGACACAGUGUUGCUCAUCUGGUUGGAGGUGCAGAGAACAUGGGCUUACCUGGAGAGCAUCUUUAUGGGCUCAGACGACAUUCAUCACCAGCUGCCUGAGGAGACACAGCGAUUCUAUGCUAUUGACACUGACUUUAAGGACUUAAUGUUUAAAAGUGCUGAAACAAAGAAUGUGAUCGCUGCCACCAACAAACCCCAUCUUUUGGAGAUACUUGAAGAUUUGCAAAUAAGACUUGCUGUGUGUGAGAAAGCACUAGCCAAAUACCUUGAAAAAAAGAGAAUAGCUUUUCCACGCUUCUACUUCAUCUCUUCUGGUGACUUACUGGAUAUUCUUUCCAAAGGCAACCAGCCCAAAGAGGUCACCCAUCAUCUAGCUAAGCUGUUUGACAGUAUUGCUGACCUGCAGUUCUGUCAGGACGAGCACAGGAUGAAGGACAUGGUAGCUAUAGGGAUGUUCAGCAGAGAGAAAGAAUAUGUACCUUUCCAUUCACAGUGUGACUUUGUGGGUCCGGUCGAGCUGUGGCUGACUAACCUUGAAGAGGUAAUGAGAGAAACAGUGAGGAGGCACAUAGCUGAGGCUGUAGUUCAGUAUGAGGAGCGACUGUGGGAGCAGUGGGUUCUGGAGCACCCGGCUCAGGUCGCUCUCACUGCUUCUCAGAUCUGGUGGUCUACUGAUGUAGGCCUUGCUUUUCAACGUCUGGUGGAAGGCUUUGACACAGCACUGCGAGAUUACAGCAAGAAACAGAUUGCUCAACUAAACUCCUUGAUAAACAUGUUGUUGGGAGAGCUGAGUCCAGGGGACAGACAGAAGAUCAUGACUCUCUGCACCAUUGAAGUCCAUGCCAGAGACAUAGUAUUCAAACUCAUCACACAAAAGGUGAACAGUGCCAAUUCUUUUGCCUGGAUUUCUCAGCUGCGUCACUACUGGGAUGAAAAACAGAAGCACUGCUUUGCGAACAUCUGUGAUGCUCAAUUCCUAUACUCCUAUGAGUACCUGGGCAAUACACCACGCUUGGUCAUUACCCCUCUCACAGAUAGGUGCUAUGUGACCUUAACCCAGUCUCUGCACCUGACGAUGAGUGGAGCUCCAGCUGGCCCUGCUGGCACAGGCAAGACUGAGACCACUAAAGACCUGGGCAGGGCCCUCGGUGUGAUGGUGUACGUCUUUAACUGCUCUGAACAGAUGGACUACAAGUCCAUAGGAAAUAUCUUCAAAGGUCUGUCUCAGACUGGCACAUGGGGCUGCUUUGAUGAAUUUAACCGCAUUGCCGUAGAGGUGCUGUCAGUAGUGGCAGUGCAAGUGAAGACUAUACAAGAUGCCAUUCGUCACAAGAGGAAGAGGUUGCUCUUCUUAGAUGAGGAGAUGAGCUUGAAGCCCACAGUUGGGAUUUUUAUCACCAUGAACCCAGACUAUGCUGGACGAACUGAGUUACCUGAGAAUCUCAAAGCACUCUUCAGGCCGUGUGCCAUGGUAAUGCCGGAUUUGGAACUGAUCUGUGAGAUUAUGCUGAUGGCUGAGGGCUUUCUGAAUGCAAGGCUCCUAGGUAGAAAGUUUAUCACCCUAUAUAACCUCUGCAAGGAGCUGCUCUCCAAACAGAACCAUUAUGACUGGGGCUUGCGUGCCAUCAAGUCUGUCUUGGUAGUUGCUGGUGCUCUUAAAAGAGAGGACAAGGCCAAACCAGAAGAUCAGGUGUUAAUGCGUGCUCUGCGUGACUUCAACAUACCUAAAAUCGUCACCGAGGAUGUCCCAGUGUUCCUGGGUCUAGUUAGCGACCUGUUUCCUGGUGUCGAGGUACAGAGGCAAACUGAUCAUCAUUUUGAGCAGCUGAUUCGGCAGAGUGCCCUGGACCUCAAACUCCAACCAGAGGAUCCCUUCAUCCUCAAGGUAGUUCAGCUUGAAGAACUUAUGAGUGUCCGUCACUCAAUAUUUGUGAUGGGAAAUGCUGGCACAGGGAAGAGCCAGAUCCUAAGAACUCUCUAUAAAACUUACAUCAACAUGCAAAAGAAACCUGUAUGGAAUGAUCUGAACCCCAAGGCAAUAAGUAGAGAUGAACUUUUUGGUUUCAUCCAACCAGGAACUCGGGAAUGGAAAGAUGGCUUAUUGUCACGCUUAAUGCGUGAACAAGCUAAUAACUCUCAUCCUGGUCCUAAGUGGAUUAUUCUGGAUGGAGAUGUAGACCCCAUGUGGACCGAGUCUCUCAACACUGUCAUGGAUGACAAUAAGGUGCUGACUUUGGCCAGUAAUGAGAGGAUACCACUGACCUCCUCAAUGAGAAUGGUGUUUGAAAUCAGCCACCUGAGGAAUGCAACACCUGCCACUGUGUCUCGAGCUGGCAUCCUGUACGUCAACCCACAAGAUCUCAGUUGGAACCUGUAUGUAACCAGUUGGAUUGAUAGAAGGAAACACCAGACUGAGAAAGCCCACCUCACAAUCUUAUUUGACAAAUACGUCACCCGUUGCAUAGAGCAAAUGAGAAGCUCAUUUAAGACCAUCAUCCCAAUCCCAGAAAACAGCAUGGUACAGACUCUGUGCUUGUUGCUGGACUGUUUACUCACCUCUGAGAACUUUCCAGCCGACUCUCCCCGUGAAGUAUACGAGACCUACUUUGUGUUUGCUUGCAUCUGGGCGUUUGGUGGUGCUACAUAUCAAGAUCAGCUGCGUGACUACAGAGCUGAGUUCAGUCAAUGGUGGACUAAAGAAAUGAGAAGCAUUAAGCUACCAGCACAUGGCUCCGUGUUUGAUUAUUACCUGGAUCCCCAGACCAGACGCUUCUUACCAUGGACUGACAAAAUAACAUCUUUUCACGUGGAUGCAGACAAACCAUUGCAGGCCGUGCUGGUCCCGACAGCAGAGACGGUGCAGUUACAGUACUUCAUGCGCUUGUUACUGGAAAGCGCUCAGCCUCUGAUGCUGGUUGGGGGAGUGGGCACAGGAAAAACAGCUAUAGUCAAAGACUUGUUGGCCACACUACCAGAAACCUUUGUAUCUGCCAGUGUCCCUCUCCAUCAUUACAGCACAUCCUCUACACUUCAGAAGACGCUGGAGAGGCAGUUGGAGAAGAAAGCAGGCAGGAAGUAUGCUCCUUCAGGGAAUAAGAGACUCAUCUACUUUGUUGAUGAUAUGAAUAUGACAGCCAUAGACAGUUAUGGCACGGUUCAGCCUCACACCCUCAUACGCCAGCAUUUGGACUAUAAACACUGGUAUGACAGUCAAAAGCUAACUCUGAAAGAGAUACACAAGACCCAGUAUAUAGCCUGUUUGAAUCCACAAGCAGGCAGUUACACAAUCAAUCCCAGACUACAGAGGCAUUUCUCAGUUUUAGCAGUGAACAACCCCACUCGUGAGGCUUUGAGCUCCAUUUACAGCUCCAUUCUCAGCCUGCACAUACAAAGUCUACCAUUCAGCACAGCUGUGGCCAGGAGUGUCCCAUCUGUGGUACAAGCAGCCACUGCUCUACAUGACAGAGUGAUCCACCAUUUCCUCCCCUCUGCUAACAAGUUCCUCCACUUCUUCAGCCUGUGGGACCUCUCCCAGCUCUUCCAGGGCCUAUUGUUGUCUAGACCUGAGUGUGUGAGGCAUAGCUCUGACUUGGUUCAGCUGUGGGUGCAUGAGUCCAGGAGAGUAUAUUCUGACCGGAUGGCUGACAAUGCUGACCUGCAGCUUUUCCGCAGGCUCCAGACAGAAGUUGUUCAGCAAGUGUUUGAGCAGCUUGUGCUACAGGAACCACUGAUAUACCUGCACAGCAGCAAGGGGGGCAUGGAGCCUUGCUAUGGUCCUGUAGAGGGAUGGGAGCAGUUGAGGAGCGCCCUGACAGCUGCCCUGGACACCUACAACCAGCUUCAUUCCACCAUGAAUAUAGUGUUGUUCCAAGAAGCCAUGCAACAUGUCUGUCGGAUCAGCCGAAUCCUGGUGUGUCAGCGUGGCCAUGCUUUGCUAGUGGGCGUGGGUGGCAGUGGCAAGCAGAGCCUGACUCGUCUGGCUGCCUACUUCUCCGAUAUGAACACCUUUCAGCCUGUCCUGCACAAGGGGUACAGCAUCCAAGACCUGAAGGUGGAUCUAGCAGGUCUCUGUGUAAACACUGGGGCAAAAAACCUUCCUACAGUGCUCCUGCUUACAGAUGCUCAGAUCCCUGAUGAGCGCUUCCUUAUCAUCAUCAGUACCCUGCUUUCCUCAGGUGAGAUCCGAGAGCUGUUGUCCGAUGAGGAGGUGGACACUGUAGUGAAGGCAGUGAAGAGGGAAGUUCAUGAAUCAGGCUUGUUGGACAACACAGAGAAUUGCUGGAGGUUCUUCACAGACCGUGUCCGUCAAAAUCUCAAGGUGGUGCUGUGCAUGUCUCCUGUAGGUAAUACCCUGCGUAUUCGUGUGCGCCGUUUCCCAGCUCUCCUCAGCUGCACUGCAGUGGAUUGGUUCCACGAAUGGCCCCAGGAGGCACUGCAAUCUGUCAGCCUACAGUUUAUAAAGGAACUUCAUGGCAUUGAUCCAGCCAUUCAGGAACCCAUCAGUCUUUUCAUGGCCCAUGCUCAUACCAGUGUCAAGCAGGCGAAUGAGUGCUAUCGGCAGAAGGAGAGGAGGCACAACUACAGCACACCCAAGAGCUUCCUGGAACUGCUCAGGUUGUUUGGUGCGCUGUUGGAGAAGAGAGAUCUGCAGCUGCAGCAGAGGCUUAGCAGACUGAACUCAGGCCUGCAUAAACUGAAGACCACUGCCUCACAGGUGGGAGAGCUUAUGGCUAAACUGAACUCUCAGGAAGUGGAGCUGAAUAUGAAGAACCAGGCAGCUGAGACUUUCAUCGCCAAGAUUGGACAACAGACAGAAAGAGUGAGCCAGAAAAGGAAGGAUUCAGAUCUAGAAGAGCAAAACGUGGCAGCCAUAAAGGCAGAAGUGACACAGAGACAGAAAGACUGUGAGGAUGACCUGAUUAAAGCUGAACCUGCUUUAGAGGCUGCCACGGCAGCUUUAGAUACUCUUAACAAGGUGAACCUGACAGAGUUAAAGACGUUUCCCAAUCCUCCAAAGGCCGUAACAAAUGUGAUGGCAGCAGUAAUGGUCCUGUUGGCCCCCUGUGGACAUGUUCCUAAAGAUCGUAGCUGGAAGGCUGCCAGAGCUUUUAUGGGCAAGCUGGAUGACUUCCUGCAGGCUUUGGUGUACUAUGAUAAGGAGAACAUACCUGAGCAAUGUCUUAGUACAGUCAAGCAGGAGUACCUCAGUAAUCCAGAGUUCCACCCUGACCACGUUCGCACCAAGUCCUAUGCUGCUGCUGGUCUCUGUGCCUGGACCAUCAAUAUCGUGCGUUACUAUGAGGUGUACUGUCAGGUGGUGCCAAAGCGUCAGGCUCUUUCUCAGGCCAACAUUGAGCUGGACAAUGCUACAGCUAAACUGCUCACCGUGAGAAAUAAAUUGGAUGACCUAGACAAGCACUUGCAAAGCCUUACAGCCCAGUUUGAGAGAGCAGCAGCUGAGAAACUGCACUGCCAGGAGGAAGUGACCCAUACCAGACAGACCAUCGAGCUGGCCAGUCGGCUGGUGGGAGGCUUGCAGUCUGAGAAUGUGCGGUGGUCAGAAUCUGCGCUAGAGCUGGAGGCUCAGCAGAAGACACUGUGUGGGGAUGUGUUACUGGCUGCAGCCUUUGUCUCUUAUGCUGGAUAUUUUACUCAGCCUUACAGGCAGCAGCUUGUAGCGUGCACAUGGAAGCCUUUCCUCAAAGAACUAAAACCCCUCAUCCCGCUGACAGAAGGCCUGGAUCCUAUCCUGCUGCUUGCUGAGCAAGCCAGCAUUGCUGCCUGGCACAACCAGGGCCUGCCGCCUGAUAGGCUGUCUGUGGAGAACGCUGUGAUCCUGACUUGCAGCCAAUGCUGGCCGCUCCUUGUAGACCCCCAGCAACAGGCUGGCAAGUGGCUCCGCAAUCUCUACGGACCUGGACUCAGAGUGCUGCAACACGGAGAGAAAGGAUAUCUGGAUGUGAUUGAGCAGGCACUGGUCUGUGGUGAAGUUGUGUUGAUUGAAAAUGUUGACGGGAGACUGGAUGCAAUCCUGGAGCCUCUGUUGGCCAGGAACACUACCAACAAAGGAAGGUGUAUCAGGCUGGGGGAUCGAGAUUGUGAGUAUAACAGCAAGUUCCGUCUUCUUCUACACACAAGGCUGGCCAACCCUGACUUCCCUCCUGAGCUGCAAGCCCAGACCACCUUCAUUAACUUCACAGUGACGCAGGCUGGCCUGGAGGAGCAGCUCCUGGGACAGGUGGUCAGCCAUGAGAGGCCUGACCUGGAGACCAUGAAGUUGGAGCUGAGCACUCAGCAGAACCUGUGUCAGAUAGAGCUGAAGAAGUUGGAGGAUGAGCUGCUGAGCAGGUUGUCUGCUGCUGAGGGUAGCUUUUUGCGAGAUGCAGCAUUAGUGGAACAGCUGGAGCACACAAAGAACACUACUGCACACAUCCAAAACAAGGUCAUAGAGGCAAGAGAGAAUGAAAUGAAAAUCAAUGAGAUCUGUGAGCUCUACCGUCCUGUAGCACAGAGAGCUACUCUUCUUUACUUUAUCAUUAAAGAGCUACACAACAUCAAUCCCAUGUACCAGUAUUCCUUUAAGGCUUUUAGUGGAGUAUUCCACAAAGCAAUAGAGCAAACUCCACGAUAUGAAGACGUCGCAGCGCGUGUCCAUUCCCUCACUGAGGCUGUCACUUACUCUAUCUUCAUGUACACCAGUCAGGGCCUCUUCCAGAAGGACAGACUCACCUUUCUGACCCACACUGCCUUCCAGAUUCUCCUGAUGAAAGGGUCUAUUGAAUCAGAGGAGCUGAAUCUUCUUUUGCGUUUCCCAGUGGAAUUCAGCAGUGGAAGUCCUGUCAGCUUCCUGUCUACUCAGGCCUGGGGAGCCAUCAGGGCUUUGUCAGUGUUGGAGGCAUUUCGUGGUCUGGACCGGGAUGUAGAAGGCUCACCAAAGCGCUGGAGGAAACUGGUGGAAUCUGAGUAUCCAGAGAGAGAGCGUCUCCCUUUGGACUGGAAUAAGAAAAAUACUCUGCAGAGACUCAUUAUCCUCAGAGCCAUGCGGCCUGACAGGAUGAGCUAUGCUCUCAGGAACUUUGUGGAGGAGAGUUUGGGCUCUAGAUAUGUGGAAACAACCAGGAUAGAGUUUGAGAAGUCUUAUGAGGAGAGCAGUCCUUCAACACCAGUUUUCUUUAUCCUGUCUCCUGGAGUCAACCCACUGAAAGAUGUGGAAACACUCGGCUUGAAGCUGGGCUUCUCUAUAGACCAGAGGAACCUUCACAACAUCUCACUGGGGCAGGGCCAGGAGAGUGUGGCUGAGAAGGCUCUAGAAAUGGCAGCUACAAAAGGCCAUUGGGUCAUUCUACAGAAUGUGCAUUUAGUGGAGCGUUGGCUGGGUCAUCUGGAAGGUCUUUUAGAGAGUACAGGGCGAAAAGCUCACCCGCUGUACAGAGUGUUCAUGAGCGGACAACCUGCUCCCAGUCCUGAGGAGCACAUCAUUCCCAGAGGCAUCCUGGAAAAUGCACUCAAACUGACCAAUGAGCCACCCACAGGCAUGAACGCCAGCCUGCAUGCUGCACUACACAACUUCAGCCAGGAAACUUUGGAGAUGUGUUCUCAUGAGCAGGAGUUUAAAGCACUCCUGUUCUCUCUCUGCUAUUUCCACGCUUGUGUCAGCGAGAGGAGGAAGUUUGGGCCUCAGGGUUGGAAUCGCUGCUACCCAUUUAACACUGAAGACCUCACCAUCUCCAUUAAUGUGCUGUAUAACUACCUGGAGGUUAAUUCAAAAGUGCCGUGGGAGGACCUGUGUUAUCUGGUAGGAGAGAUCAUGUAUGGAGGACACAUCACUGACGACUGGGAUAGGAGACUCUGCCGCACGUAUAUACAGGAGCUCUUUAAUCCAAAGAUGUUUGAAGGAGAGCUGUUCCUCUGCCCUGGCUUCUCAGUUCCUCCUGAUCUGGACUACGCUGGCUAUCACAGCUAUGUGGACAAGAGGUUGCCAGAGGAAAAUCCAAGUCUCUAUGGCUUGCAUCCCAACGCAGAGAUUGAGUUUAUGACCGUCACGUCCAACGCUCUCUUUAACACUCUGUUAGAACUGCAAUGUCAAGACUCAGUGGGAGAGGAAGCAGCACAGAGUGUGGAGGAGAAGGUGAAAAGUAUGCUUGAUGACAUUCUGGAGAAGCUGCCUGAGAAAUACAGCAUGUCAGAGCUGCUCACUAAGACGUCAGAGCGCAGUCCGUUGGUUCUGUUUUGUUUGCAGGAGUGUGAGCGCAUGAACCUGCUGAUAUCUGAAAUCCACAGCUCUCUUACACAGCUGGACCUGGCCUUGAAGGGUGAGUUAAGCAUCUCUCCUGACAUGGAGACUCUGCAGACGGCGCUUUACUACAACCGAGUUCCUGAAAGCUGGAGCCGACUGACCUACCCCUCUACAAACACACUGAGCCAGUGGUUCAGUGAUGUCCUCAGUCAGUGUCGAGAGCUGGACACCUGGACUCAAGACUUUGUGCUUCCGGCUGUGGUGUGGCUCUCGGGACUGUUCAGCCCACAGUCUUUCCUGACCGCGAUCAUGCAGAGCAUAGCUCGUAAGAACAAGUGGCCACUUGACAAGAUGGCUUUGUCUGUGGAUGUGACUAAGAAGACAAAGGAUGAUUAUGGCCACCCACCUCGAGAGGGUGCUUAUGUUCACGGGCUGUAUAUGGAGGGUGCUCGAUGGGACGUGUCAGCAGGGGUGCUGUCCGAGGCUGUGUUAAAGGACCUGACUCCGGCCAUGCCAGUGCUGUAUAUCCGUGCAGUACCUGCCGACAAGCUGGAGCUGAAUAACACCUACGAAUGCCCAGUGUACCGAACCAAGCUCCGCGGUCCUACUUUCAUCUGGAGCUUUCACCUCAAAACACGCCACCCACCUGCCAAGUGGGUGCAGGCGGGCGUGGCCCUGUUGCUGUCUGUGUGA